Messenger RNA from Medicago truncatula (barrel medic), 1531 nucleotides. Its product is annotated as queuine tRNA-ribosyltransferase accessory subunit 2. The coding region runs from base 47 to 1240 and encodes 397 amino acids. The record is from RefSeq and is a predicted model, not a curated record. The transcript is spliced from 10 exons. NCBI's taxonomy places the organism in Eukaryota, Viridiplantae, Streptophyta, Magnoliopsida, Fabales, Fabaceae.
ACCAACAACAACAACAACAAGGGUUUAUGUUACACAGAAAGAAAAGAUGAAAUCAUCAUCGGUUCAAAAAGCAUUGAGCAGCGGCGCAAGAAUAGGAGCAAUAGAACUGGCAAACUGCCCAGGAGUAUCCAUAAACACACCUGCUCUUCUCAUCUCAACCCGCAAAGGCCUCCCUUAUUUCACACCCCCUGAUCUUCUUCCUUCUCUCCCUUCUCCUGAUUCUCAUCUCCUUCAAGUCUCUCCUCUCCAUUUUUUGGAAGGGAUUUCUCCGGCGACGAUAGGGAAGAUUGGUGGGAUUCAUAAGUUGAUUGGUUUGGGUGAUUAUGGUGUUGUUGCUGUUCCCAGGGAUAAUGUUCAUUCGCUUCCGGAAUGUAAGGGUGCAUCCAAGCUUGGUGCGAGUUUCGAGACUCCGUGUGGUAGGCUGUUGAUUAAACCCAAAGAUUAUGUUGAAAUGAUAUCUUGCAUGAGGCCAAAUAUAUGGGCUACUUUGGCUGAUGAAGUACCUGCUUGGGUGACUGAUAAGAGAAACAGAACCUCGGUGGAUAGAACACUGAGAUGGCUUGAUGAUUGCCUUGCAUUGAAUCCGGCUGUUGGAUCAGUCUUUGGUGCCAUCGUUGGAGGCACAAAUUUGGAUGAAAGGAAGCGAUGUGCAGAGGAGGUAGCCAAGCGAAAUGUAGCAGGUUAUUGGAUUGGAGGAUUUGGUCUUGGUGAGGCCAUUGAUGAGCGACCUGCUCUUCUACGUGCUAUUGUCGAUGUUUUGCAAGAUGAAAAGCCACGCAUGAUCUGUGGUCUUGGACUCCCAGAGGAGAUCUUGCAGGGAAUUGCUGCUGGAGUUGAUCUUUUUGAUUCAUCAUACAUCUAUACACUCACACUUGGAGGAUUUGCGCUAACCUUUUCACUCGACAAGAAUGGGAAUCAAGAUAAUUUUAAGCUUAGUCAGAGAGGAAGUGACUCAACAAAAAUCAAUUUGCGAGCAACAGAAUAUAGGUUAGACAUGUCCCCCAUUGUAGAUGGCUGCAGCUGCCAUACAUGCCAGAAUUAUACGAAGGCAUACAUCAAUCACCUAUACAAUGUUCAUGAAAUGCUGGCACAGACUCUUCUUGAAAUCCAUAAUGCGCACCACUAUUUGAGGUUCUUUCGUGUGAUAAGAGAAGCAAUCCAAGAUGGGAGGUUUGAGGAAUAUCGACUAACAUUCACUAACAGCAGGCGCGAGCAUUAUGGAAGAGUUGCAGUCUGUUAGGGAGCACGGUGGAUAGAGUAAAAAUAGUCUAUACUCAGAUUUAGGGGUGAAGAUAGGUCAGAUUACUCGACAAAGGUCUAUGAUCUAGUCUAUAUUAGGUUCACACCAUUUAUUUAUUUUCUUUGAAAAUUGACUAAGUCAAUUUUUUUAAAGGGAGUUGCUAUUUGCACCCUACCAUUUCUGUUAUUUUGUUUGUCUCAUAAUACACUUUUUUUGGAGGUAUACUUUUUGACUGUAUAAAUAUCUAUCUCAAAAUUAAUUUUUGGAACAAGAAUAUGUUUGAAAUAUUAA